AUGGGGAGGAUUUCUCCAUACGCUUCGCCUGAGUCGGAGCUCGAGAUCAAAAUUCAGGCACUCCAGACCGAUCCACAUCCGGUUGGUGGCCCCCUCCGUCCACGACCGCUUCCUCCGCCGCCAUACCAGCCGUUCGAGAAAUGGUUCCCUUGGAUUGUGCCCACCGUUGUUGUUGUCAACAUUGUCCUGUUUGUCAUUUCAAUGUACAUAAAUAAUUGUCCUGAGAACUCCACCAAGUGCAUUGGUACGUCGACUUUAGGCCGGUUCGCGUUUCAGAGCACGAAAGAGAAUCCAUUGCUCGGUCCAUCAGCCGCUACGCUACAAAAAAUAGGAGCUUUGGAAGUGAAUGAAGUAGUGAAGCACCACGAAGCAUGGCGGUUAGCCUCUUGUAUGUGGCUACACGCGGGAGUGUUCCAUGUUAUUGCGAAUAUGGUGUCUCUCCUAUUCGUUGGCAUUCGGCUUGAGGAGGAGUUUGGUUUCGUGCGGAUUGGUUUGCUGUAUGUUGUAGCUGGAAUCGGAGGUAGUUUGCUGUCCUCAUUGUUUGUGCGUACAACUAUCUCAGUUGGUGCCUCUGGUGCAUUAUUCGGUUUACUUGGAGCCAUGCUUUCUGAACUCCUUGUCAAUUGGACAAUAUAUGAAAACAAGUUACAAGCAAUAGUGACACUUCUUCUGAUCAUCGUCAUUAAUCUUUCGGUUGGAAUCCUUCCUCACGUCGACAACUUUGCACAUCUUGGAGGAUUUGUUACCGGGUUUUUACUUGGGUUCGUCCUUCUAAUUCGUCCUCAAUACGGGUGGGUGAGCAAGAGAAAAGUUCCUGCUGGUUAUAUUGCACCCUCUUCCAAAUCCAAGUACAAGACAUAUCAGUACACAAUGUUAUUUGUUGCACUGAUACUUCUGAUAUCGGGAUUUAUCAUUGGCCUAGUUUUGCUCCUUGAUGGGGUCGAUGGGAAUGAACAUUGUUCGUGGUGCCGUUAUCUAAGUUGUUUCCCUACGCCGUUCUGGAAUUGUGAAGCACAAUGCUUGACUAGCCAAGAGGGCAAUCGGAUGAACAUGACUUGCUUGGAGAACCACAAAAGCAAGAUUUACAUAUUGGGCAAUGGAAACACCACUGAACAGUUUCAAAAGCUUUGUAUUGACCUAUUGAUUGAGUCUUUCGCUCUGUUGAAUAGACUUCACAACAAGAGAAACACUAGAGAAGAUGAAGAAACAAAGCAUGAAGAACAAAAUGUGAUUAUCCAGAAGAGUGAAGAAACUCUGGAAGAUGAUGAAGAUAUUCAAGAACUGAAUGGUCAUAAUAUGAUAGAAGAGGAGCAAAAGAGCAAAAAAACUCCUGAAGACAAUGAAGAUAAUCAAGAAGGUCCAAUGGAGAAAGACAAUGAAGAUAAUCAGGAAGAUUCAAUGGAGGAAUAUGACGAAGAUGAUACUUUCGAAGAAGCGAAUGAAGAAAAUGAAAGUUUUGAGGAUGAAGAUAGUGAAGAAGAUGCUACAAAUGCUUUCGAGGACGUAGAUAGUGAAGAAGAUGCUACAGAAGAAGAAGGAAAAGAAGAAGAUGAUGAUGAUGAUGAAGAAGAAGAACACAAUAGCAAAAAUGCAAACGAAGAAAAAGAAAUUGCUGAAGGAGACAGUGGAAAAGCUAAAAAGUGUAAUGAAGAAAAUAUGGCAGCACUUUUGAAGGAAAAGGCCAAGAAAGCAGGGGAAAGGAGCAGAAAGAAGGUGAAAGAAAAUUCCGUUGAUAAUGAUGAAGAUGGUGAAGAAGAUAGAAUGAAAGAAGAAGAAGAAGACAAUGGUGCAAAAGUAGAUAAAGAGAAUACAGAUGGAGAUGGGCAAAAUGCUGAAAAGCGAAGUAAUGUAGAGAAAUUGGAAACAAGCUCAAAGGAGAAGGUCAAGAAAUCAUGGCAGAGGCGCAGAAAGAAGAAGGUGGAAGAUGUAAGCUUCAAGAAAGCGGCCUCUGGAGCUGAAGAUAAGCCAGAAUCAUCAACCAAGAAGAAAUCUAAGAAAAGGGCUGAGUGCAUGGGAAUGAUUUUUAUGUGCAGUUCUCAGACAAAGAAUGACUGCUACCAUUAUAGGGUUCUUGGACUGCCUGCUAGCAAGAAAGGUUUGGUGAAAAAGAUCUAUAAAGGGAUGCGACUGUUUUUAUAUGAUAUUGAUCUGAAAUUGAUGUACGGAAUCUAUAAAGCAGCAGGAGCUGGGGGAUAUAACAUUGAGCCCAAGGCCUUCAAGUCGCAGUUCCCAUCUCAGGUCCGAUUUUCUGUUUUCGAGGAUUGUUUGCCCUUGGCUGAGGAGAAAUUCAAGAUGGUAAUCAAGAACAACUAUUUUACAAGGAAUAAGUUUGACUGCCAAUUAACAUCGUCACAGGUCAAGGAGUUGUGUAAGCUUUUUGUACCUGCCAGGAAAGUCAGCCAUGCCAAAAAUGUGGGGAGGGGGAGAACAGAAAACCCUACACCAGUGCGCCGACAAAGAAAGAGGAGGUGGAGAGGGGAUGAUGAGACGCCUAAGCGCCAAGAAACAAAUAGGAGGCGGAGAGGGGAUGUUGAGAGGCGCACUUCUUUGAGGGAGGAGCGCUGGCACCAUGAGCGUCCUCGUAAGCGUCGAAGAGAUGCUGUUAUAUCUCCUGUGGCACCACUGUGGCAGCCUCCACCAUUACCUGCACCAGCACCUCAACCACUUAUUGUUCCUUCAUAUGCCUAUAGCAGUAUACCAGAAGUAAAUGUUUACAGGCCAGAUCCGUACUUGGAUGAUCGUGACCCUUAUAGAGGUGGGCGAGAUCCAUAUUUUGACCGUCAUGACCCAUAUAGAGAAAGACGAGAUCCAUAUAUAGAGCACCGUGAUUCUUCCAGAGAUGGCCGAGGUUUGGCACCCCAGGAUACUUACAGGAGGGAACCAAUAAUGGAGCAUACUGAUGUCUACAGGCCAGACCGACUGGUUGAGUACCAAGAUUCUUAUAGACGUGAUGAGCUGUUGGAGUACCGUGAUCUUCGGUCAUCAAAUUUGGGAACUAGGCGGCUGGAUGAGAUUGGUAGCCGUGAUCCCUAUGUUUCAUAUCGAGAUCGUACAUCAAAUUUGGAAACUAGACGACGAGAAGAGAUUGUGAGUCGUGAUCCCUACGUUUCAUACCAAGAUCGUCCAUCGUAUGCUGACCCUUUGUAUUCUACUGAGCGUCUUUCUCAAACAGGCUUGGUACCUGAGUAUCGUCGUGCUGGUCCGAUAACUGAUCAUCUUUCGAGUAGGGAUCCUCUUCCUGAGUACCGUUCUCGGGGAACCUUAUCUCGAUAUUGA
Molecule: messenger RNA, 3276 nt
Organism: Fraxinus pennsylvanica
Lineage: Eukaryota; Viridiplantae; Streptophyta; Magnoliopsida; Lamiales; Oleaceae
Source: the annotation of a GenBank genome assembly